GGCGUUUUCAUCCUGACAGUAAGUUGAGACCAUAAAAAAACACAAAACACUUGUAAUAUGCCCUCGAAAACUACAACAACACUCCUGUUAAGGCCCAGCCCACAACGCCAACGCAAUCAACACAAAUUACGUUCUUCAGCAACUUUAUUACUAUUGCCCUCACCUGCUGCUAGUUUAAGAAAAAACAUUCCUUUAUCUAAUGUACUCGUAAUAUGUUUCCUUUUGGUCAGUCUGCAGGCACUUGAGGUGACGGCAAAAGUUAAAACGAAAAAGAAUUCGAAUAUUCACUUCAGCAAUAAUGAGGAUAAUCUGAAAACCACCACUGAAGGUCAACAUUUCGCCAUGGAACCACAAGAUCAAACAGCGGUAGUGGGUUCACGAGUUACUCUACCCUGUAGAGUUAUGAAAAAGAUUGGUGCUCUACAGUGGACAAAAGAUGAUUUCGGCUUGGGUCAACAUCGUAAUUUAAGUGGUUUUGAGCGUUACUCUAUGGUGGGCAGUGAUGAAGAAGGUGAUUUUUCUUUAGAUGUUUUUCCCGUCAUGUUGGAUGAUGAUGCCCGUUAUCAGUGCCAAGUGGGUCCUGGACCUAAUGGUGAAGCUGGCAUUAGGUCGAGAUUUGCCAAACUGACUGUUUUAGUACCACCUGAGGCUCCCAAAAUUUUACAGGGAGAUCAUUUGGUAACAACUGAAGAUCGUGAAAUUGAGCUGGAAUGUGAUUCGGUGGGUGGAAAGCCAGCGGCAGAGAUCACCUGGAUCGAUGGCUUAGGCAAUGUCCUAACAAAAGGCAUUGAAUAUGUCAAAGAACCUUUGGCAGACAGUCGUCGUAUAACAGCCAAAUCCAUAUUGAAAUUGACACCCAAGAAAGAACAUCAUAAUACCACUUUUACAUGUCAGGCUCAAAAUACCGCUGAUCGUACCUAUAGAUCAGCCAAAAUCCUUUUGGAAGUUAAAUAUGCUCCCAAGGUAACGGUGUCGGUGGUAGGAGGAGCUUUGGCAGGUGGUCGCAUUCCUGAAGGAGCUGAGGUUAUACUCUCUUGUCAAGCUGAUGCUAAUCCUGCUGUACAAACCUAUCGUUGGUUUAUCAACGAUGAACUGGUAACGGGAGAUUAUACCACUAAAAUGGUAAUACAUAAUGUUUCGCGACAAUAUCACGAUGCCAUAGUUAAAUGUGAAGUGGUCAAUGCUGUGGGUAAAAGUGAAGAAAGUGAAACUUUGGAUAUAAGUUAUGGUCCAAUUUUUCGCCAAAGACCCUCUUCCGUAGAGGCAGAUUUAGGCACAAGCGUUACCAUGCGUUGUGAUGUUGAUGGCAAUCCCACACCCGAAAUAGAAUGGAUUAAUGAAAAUUCUGAUCGUGUGGUAGCCACCACCGCUAAUCUAACUUUAAAAGUUACUGCCGAUACAGCAGGACGUUAUUAUUGCAAAGCCGUGGUGGAGGGUUUUCCCGAAAUCGGUGCCGAGGCCACAAUUUAUGUUAAAAGGGCUCCCAUUAUAACUUCGCACAAGGUGCAAUUUGGUGCCGUUGGUAAUCGUGCCAAAAUUGAUUGUUUAGCCUUUAGCAUACCCAAAGCGGAAAAGAUUUUAUGGUCUUAUGAAGGCAAAAUUAUAAAUAUGUCUACUGCCGAUCCCGAUUUGUAUAUAUUCGAAGAACAUCAUUUGCCUGAGGGCGUCAGGGCGGCACUGAUAAUCAAGGAAAGUCGUUCCAAUCAUUUUGGCAAAUAUAAUUGUACAGUUGUAAAUUCAUAUGGAAGUGAUUCAUUGUUAAUUACUUUAAUACCAGAACCUGGUUCGGUACCCGUCCUUUUAGUGGUCAUGGGCUCUAUGUCCUCGGUGGCCAUUAUCCUUAUGGUUGUGAUGCUCGUGAUUGUGUAUAUGAAACGUAGCAAGAAGAAACCCAUGCCCGCUGAUGUUAUACCGGAAGCUUCACGCGGCGGUGAUAAAUUAAGCGAUCUCAAACAUGAAAUGCGUGCCAAAGCCUAUGAAGCAGCUGAAUAUUCUGAGUCCACCUCUGAUGGUUUAGCCAUAAAUCUAACGCAUUCUCCCAUGCCUGAUGUACAAAUGAAGGGUGCCACUUUGGGAGUACCCCUAGCAGGUCCCGUUAAAUUAGAUGAAAGAUUUUCUGGUGACUUUGGUGAUCGCUAUAAUAGAUCGUGUAAUAUAAAAAAUAUUAAAAAUCAAGACUACAAGGAGUCGGUUAAUGGUUAUGCUCCUUAUUUUGAAUACGCUUUAGAUUACAGUCCUCCUAAUGAUAAUAAAAAUUCUAUGAGUUCUGUAUCGAAAAGUAAUUCAACUACAAUUAGUUCGGCUACUCUGCCUCACUAUUCGAAUCCUGCUAGCACAACGGGUAAUAUGAGUUUACCCCGGAAUCGGAGCGAUAUGCAACAGCAACAGUCUAUGAAUAAUGGAUUUUUAGGCCAACCACUAUUACAAAACGGCAUUGACAGUCGUUUUAGUGCCAUUUAUGGUAAUCCUUAUCUGCGCACCAAUUCCUCCAUACUCCCACCUCUGCCGCCACCAAGUACUGCCAAUCCGGCGGCAACACCAGCACCACCGCCUUAUCACGCACCCCGUAAUCAUGGCAAUCUCAUGGGCAACGGAGUCAUGGGAAGUCUAAAAAACUUCGGCAACGCCAAUAGCAUAAUUACUGGUACCAAUGGUCCGGCUAGUGUAAGUGGUAGCAGUUCAAAUCUCACCUCCAGUAGUAAUACAUUGGCGGCUACACCGCUGCAGCAGCCUACCGUGGGAACACCCUCUGGUAUGGUAAACUCCUCAAAUGCAACUACAGCACAAAGUCCAUCGGGCCAAUUUAUACUACCGUCAAAUGGUAAUGCGGCUAAGAAAGGAGCAUUAGCAACGCAUGUUUAAAUAUAGUGCAAAAAAUUGCACAAACACACACACACUCGAAACAAACGAACGAAUGAUAUAAACGAAUUAAACCGGAUAACGGAAGUUUUAUUCAAAUUUUUAUAGAAAAAAAAAACAUAUUGUGAUUUUUAGCGUUAAUUAUUUACCUAUGGCAACUUUAU
Molecule: messenger RNA, 3023 nt
Organism: Lucilia sericata (common green bottle fly)
Lineage: Eukaryota; Metazoa; Arthropoda; Insecta; Diptera; Calliphoridae
Gene: kirre
Product: irregular chiasm C-roughest protein
Exons: 6
Coding region: 58-2862 (934 amino acids)
Biological process (GO): cell-cell adhesion
Cellular component (GO): cell-cell junction
Molecular function (GO): cell adhesion molecule binding
Source: RefSeq, a predicted model, not a curated record